Fonsecaea pedrosoi CBS 271.37 is the source of this 1185-nucleotide messenger RNA. RefSeq lists its product as uncharacterized. The record is from RefSeq and is a predicted model, not a curated record. The transcript has 3 exons. Bases 1 to 1185 code for a protein of 394 amino acids. NCBI's taxonomy places the organism in Eukaryota, Fungi, Ascomycota, Eurotiomycetes, Chaetothyriales, Herpotrichiellaceae. Gene Ontology annotation, molecular function: GTP binding.
AUGAAUCCUUGUUACCCAUUCUACGUGGCAGAGGACACGGACCACAAAGACAGUCCACCGCCGUACGAGUCGUGUGAGCCUGCUAUGGAAAUGCGUGACUCUGCACCUUCCCUCUUCGAACUACGAGAUGUGCAGCCCACUGAUGCUUUCAUUGCCGUCAUGGGAAUGACUGGUUCAGGGAAAAGCACGUUCAUUCAACACUUCUGCGAUACAGCUAUAGUGGGAGAUGGAUUAAAAUCGGGCAAGUUGACUGCCGUGGUAGAGGCGCACCAGGCACCUGACGAAAUUGACGGCCGUCGAGUUAUCUUCAUCGACACUCCUGGAUUUGACGACACCAAUCGGCCCGACUCUGCCAUCCUGCGCGAGAUAGCGAACUGGCUCAACAAGGCACACGAGAGUGAGAUUAAGCUAACAGGCAUAGUAUACUUACACGCGAUCAACACCACGCGUGUAACAGGAACGGUCAGGAACAACCUCCGCAUGUUCAAAAAACUGUGCGGUGAGGAUUCUAUGUCUUCUGUUGCACUUGCGACAACACACUGGGGAAGUGGAGCGGCAGACAGAGAAAGGCAGGACGCUCGUCACAAAGAGCUUCUUGAAGACAAGGCAUUCUGGAAGCCCAUGAUCCUUCACGGGGCAACCCCCUUCAUUCACGACGGAGAACGGCGGACGGCAUUGGAAAUCGUUCGCCACCUUUUGGAAAAUCGCCCCCAGGACGGCAUCGACUUGACAAUCCAGAAAGAGAUGGCGGACGGCAUAACGCUUGAUAAGACCGCGGCCGGCAUCGUAUUAGAAGGGAAGUUGGAAACCAGAAAAGAAUUCUGUGAAAGCGAGAUCAAUGACCUUCAGAAGGAAAUUGCAGAGGUCAGGCAGGAUAACAGAUUGACCCACCAAAAGAGGGAAAUAGAGGUCAGAAGCCUCGAGGAGGACGUGGAGAAAUGGAAGAAAAAGAUCAAGAGCCUGGAAAAGGACUGUGAGCUGUUGAAAGUCAAUCGGGAUCAACUCCAGCUAGAGAGAUCCAGGGAGUUGGAAGAGGAGGCCCGACGACACGAUGAGAUGGAGGUCAAGUUGCAGGCGGAAAGGGACCAAAAUGAGCAUCUUAGGCACGAUAAUGCGAGGACGAAGAAGCAGCUGAAGCAGAUCAAGGCAAGAAUCAGACAGGCGCAGGGAUGCGCGCUCAUGUAA